This is a messenger RNA of Saccharomyces kudriavzevii IFO 1802, 3513 nucleotides long. It is a transcript of the gene SMC2, whose product is annotated as condensin subunit SMC2. Gene Ontology annotation, molecular function: ATP hydrolysis activity; protein binding; ATP binding. Gene Ontology annotation, biological process: chromosome organization. The transcript has a single exon. Lineage: Eukaryota; Fungi; Ascomycota; Saccharomycetes; Saccharomycetales; Saccharomycetaceae. Gene Ontology annotation, cellular component: chromosome. The coding region runs from base 1 to 3513 and encodes 1170 amino acids. The record is from RefSeq and is a predicted model, not a curated record.
AUGAAGGUGGAGGAAUUGAUUAUUGAUGGUUUCAAAUCAUACGCUACAAGAACAGUCAUUACCGACUGGGACCCUCAAUUCAAUGCUAUUACAGGUUUAAAUGGGUCUGGUAAAUCGAACAUUUUGGACGCCAUUUGCUUCGUGCUCGGUAUUGCAUCCAUGAGCACUGUGCGGGCAUCUAGUUUGCAGGAUCUGAUAUAUAAACGUGGCCAAGCUGGCGUUACAAAGGCGAGCGUAACCAUUGUUUUCAAUAACACCGAUAAAUUAAACUCUCCAAUUGGGUUUACCAACUCACCGCAGAUCUCUGUUACGAGACAGGUGGUGCUUGGUGGAACUUCCAAAUAUCUUAUAAAUGGCCAUAGAGCACCGCAACAGUCCGUUUUGCAGUUAUUCCAGUCCGUGCAACUGAACAUUAACAAUCCAAAUUUUUUGAUCAUGCAAGGUAAAAUUACAAAAGUUUUGAACAUGAAGCCCUCAGAGAUCUUGUCAUUGAUUGAAGAAGCAGCCGGUACAAAAAUGUUCGAAGAUCGUAGAGAGAAGGCUGAAAGGACUAUGUCCAAGAAGGAAACCAAGCUACAAGAAAGUAGAACUCUUUUAACAGAAGAAAUUGAACCUAAACUAGAAAAACUUCGAAACGAAAAGAGAAUGUUCCUGGAAUUUCAGUCUACACAGACCGACUUGGAAAAGACCGAAAGAAUUGUGGCCUCUUAUGACUACUAUAACAUCAAACAUAAGCACACAUCGAUAAGAGAAACCUUGGAAAACGGAGAGGCCCACAUGAAGAAGUUGAAUGACUUUAUUCGGAAGACCAGUGAAGAAAUCGAAAGUUUGAACGAAGAUAUUCGAGAAAUAAAACAUCAAAAGGAAAAGGAAUUACAUAAGGAGGGUAGAAUUUUCAAAUUGGAAGCGCAGGAAAAUGGCCUCUUGAAUGAAAUUUCUCGUUCGAAAACCUCACUGUCUAUAAAGAUGGAAAAUUUAAAUGACACUAAUGGAAAAUUGAAGGCUGUGGAAUCGGAAAUUGCAAGUGCCUCGGCAAAGCUAAAUGAAAAGAAAACGGAAUAUAUCAAGACUGAAGAAGAUUAUAAGACGGCUCAGGGACAACUCAGUAAACAAAGAGAUCUUUACAAAAGGAAAGAAGAAUUAGUAUCCACAUUAACCACCGGUAUUUCGUCUACUGGCGCGGCAGAUGGUGGUUAUAAUGCACAAUUGAUUAAGGCAAAAACUGAGUUGAACGACAUCUCCUUGGCGAUAAAAAAGUCAAAUAUGAAAAUGGAGCUGUUGAAGAAAGAACUAUUAGCUAUUGAACCCAAGUUGAAGAACGCUACAAUGGAUAACGAAUUGAAUAUUAAGCACGUUAAGGACUGCCAAGAAGUUUGUAAUAGACUACAAGCACAAUUAACAGAAUAUGGGUUUGAUCCAUCGCGAAUCAAAGAUUUAAAGCAAAGAGAAAAUGAAUUGAAGAGUCGAUAUUAUCAAAUAUCUAAUGACUCUGAAUAUCUAAAGAGGCGUGUGGCAAACUUGGAGUUUAAUUAUACGACACCUUAUCCCGAUUUCAAAGCCAACUUUGUCCAUGGUGUGGUGGGUCAGCUUUUUCAGUUAGAUUAUGACAAUAUUCGCUAUUCUACCGCUUUGCAAACGUGUGCCGGGGGAAGGCUUUUUAAUGUUGUUGUUCAAGAUUCCCAAACGGCCACUCAGCUUUUAGAAAGAGGACGAUUACGCAAGCGUGUGACUAUAAUACCCCUUGACAAAAUUUACGCAAGAACAAUAAAUCCUCAAGUUCUUGAGUUGGCUAAGACAGUCGCUCCUGGUAAAGUCGAAUUGGCUAUCAAUUUGAUAAAAUUUGAUAAAACUGUCACUAAGGCAAUGGAAUUCAUUUUCGGAAAUAGCUUAAUUUGCGAAGAUCCUGAAACUGCGAAGAAAAUUACCUUCCAUCCCAAAAUUCGCAUUAGAAGUAUCACCCUUCAGGGUGAUGUAUAUGAUCCAGAAGGUACAUUAUCUGGUGGUAGUAAAAAUACCUCUGACUCUUUAUUAGUCGAUAUUCAAAAGUACAACCAAAUUCAAAAAAAAAUUGGAACUCUUCAAGCUGACCUUAAUCAUGUCACCGAAGAAUUACAGCGGCAAUAUGCUACUUCACAAAAGACAAAGACUGUUCAAAAUGAUUUGAGUGUUUCAGUACAUAAAUUGGAUUUGGCUAAGCGUAAUCUAGAAGUGAAUCCAGCCUCCCAAAUAAUGGCUAGGAACGAAGAAAUUCUAAGAGACAUUGGAGAGUGCCAAAAUGAAAUCAAGGCCAAUGAAAUGAUUUUAGAAAAAUGUCAAGAAGAAGUUUCGAGUAUUGAAAAAGACAUGAAAGAAUAUGAUAACGAUAAAGGAUCAAAACUAAAUGAAUUAAAGAAAGAAUUGAAGUUGUUGGCCAAAAGCUUGGAAGAGCAAGAAUCAGAAUCAGAAACCAAAUAUGACCUGUUCCAAAAUUUAGAAUUGGAAACAGAACAGUUAAGUUCAGAAGUAGAUUCUAAUAAAGUGCUACUGCAAAACUAUCUAAACUCUAUUGACAGUUUAGAAUCUGAAAACUCCGAAUUGGAAAAGGAAAUACGAGGUAUAGAAGAUAAUCUUGCAACGAUCCAAACGGAACUGAAUGAAGAAAAAAAAAGGUUAAUGGAUAUUGAUGAUGAAAUAACGGAGGUAGAAACAUUAAUGAAGAAGAAACAGGAAAGGAAAAAGGGCAGUGAAUUGGAACUACAAAAAUUGAUCCACGACUUGAAUAAAUAUAAAUCCAAUACGAAUAAUAUAGAGAAGAGGAUUGAACAGCUGCGACAGAAAUACGAAUUUCUUGAAGAUUUUGAUCUAGUGACAAAUAUUGUUAAACAAAAUGAAGGCAUUGAUUUGGACACCUAUAGAGAGAGAAGUAAGCAAUUGAAUGAGAAGUUUCAGGAGUUAAGAAAAAGGGUUAAUCCUAAUAUUAUGAAUAUGAUAGAGAACGUUGAGAAAAAAGAAGUAGCCUUAAAAACGAUGAUAAAAACAAUUGAAAAAGAUAAAAUGAAAAUCCAGGAGACAAUAUCGAAAUUAAACGAAUACAAAAGAGAGACCUUGGUCAAAACAUGGGAAAAAGUGACACUUGAUUUUGGUAACAUUUUCGCCGAUCUUUUACCAAAUUCAUUUGCCAAAUUGGUUCCAUGCAAAGGUAAGGAUGUGACGCAAGGUUUAGAGGUUAAAGUGAAGCUUGGUAGUAUAUGGAAGGAUAGUUUGAUUGAGCUAUCCGGCGGGCAAAGGUCCUUGAUUGCUUUGUCGUUGAUUAUGGCAUUGCUACAAUUUAGGCCAGCGCCUAUGUAUAUCCUGGAUGAAGUUGAUGCUGCUCUUGAUUUGAGCCAUACGCAAAACAUAGGUCAUCUAAUCAAAACAAGAUUCAAAGGAUCUCAGUUCAUCGUCGUUUCCCUCAAAGAGGGCAUGUUUUCCAAUGCCAACAGGGUCUUUAGGACGAGAUUUCAAGAUGGUACUUCUGUAGUUAGUAUAAUGUAA